Verticillium nonalfalfae is the source of this 675-nucleotide messenger RNA. RefSeq lists its product as uncharacterized. Bases 1 to 675 code for a protein of 224 amino acids. The record is from RefSeq and is a predicted model, not a curated record. Gene Ontology annotation, cellular component: cytoplasm. Gene Ontology annotation, molecular function: protein-L-isoaspartate (D-aspartate) O-methyltransferase activity. Gene Ontology annotation, biological process: protein modification process. NCBI's taxonomy places the organism in Eukaryota, Fungi, Ascomycota, Sordariomycetes, Glomerellales, Plectosphaerellaceae. The transcript is spliced from 4 exons.
AUGGCCUGGCGCAGCUCGGGCGACACAAAUCAGGCCCUGGCCGAGAACCUCUGGCGCAACAGCCUCAUCAAAGACGAGCGUGUCAAAGAUGCCUUUCUAAAGGUCGAUCGCGCGCACUACGCUCCCAAGUCGCCCUACGCAGACCAUCCGCAGUCCAUCGGGCACGGCGCCACCAUUUCCGCCCCGCACAUGCAUGCCAUGGCCGCCGAGUCGUUGUUGCCCUUUGUCGUGCCCUCGCAACGAACGCCGGCGCCGCGGGUGCUGGACAUUGGCUCUGGCUCGGGCUACCUGACACAUCUGCUCGCGGAGCUCGUGGGCGAGAGCGGCACAGUUGUGGGCGUUGAGCAUAUCGACGAGCUGCGGCAGCUGGGUGAGGGCAACAUGACCAAGAGCGAGGAGGGCAGAGGGUUUCUCGGAAGCGGCAGGGUCAAGUUCUGCACGGGCGACGGAAGAGCUGGGUGGACGGAGGACGGCAAUGACGGAUGGGAUGCUAUUCAUGUGGGUGCGGCGGCUGUCGAGUUGCAUCAGACGCUCGUCGACCAGUUGCGGUCUCCGGGACGGCUGUUCAUUCCCGUUGCGGAUGAGGAUGGUAGUGGGAACCAGUAUAUUUGGACGGUUGACAAGAAGGAGGACGGUACGGUGGUCAAGGAGAAGAAGUUCGGCGUAAGCCUGUAG